Messenger RNA from Carica papaya (papaya), 1273 nucleotides. Its product is annotated as DNA-directed RNA polymerases IV and V subunit 4-like. Lineage: Eukaryota; Viridiplantae; Streptophyta; Magnoliopsida; Brassicales; Caricaceae. Gene Ontology annotation, molecular function: rRNA (uridine-N3-)-methyltransferase activity; nucleotide binding. The record is from RefSeq and is a predicted model, not a curated record. Gene Ontology annotation, cellular component: RNA polymerase complex; cytoplasm. Gene Ontology annotation, biological process: DNA-templated transcription initiation; rRNA base methylation.
AUUGGGGAAAAAAAAAAAAAACCUGUAGUAGUCGAGUCCUCUUCCCCCUUCCCCACCCCCACUGGUCGCUGAGUAGUUACUGUUCUUCCUUCUCGAUCGCAGGUUUAUGUUCGUUUGGCGUAUUUGGUGUUAUUGAUUAACACAUAUCUGCUCAAUGCUUUAUGUGGAGUUGCGGAAGUAGGUGGUGGUGGGUAGGCACCAAUGUCGGAGAAAGGAGGAAAAGGUUUUUCACUACCAUCUAAAGGAGCCAAAUCAUCAUUGAAAGGGAAGGAUGAUAGUUCGGCUAAGUCAAAGAGGGGAAGGAAAGUUCACUUCAAUGCUGAGGGUUUGUCCGAGCCCAAUUUGAGUUCUCCGUUAAGUUCUGAUGGAAAGUUUCAAGGUCUAGGUGGUAAUGGUGAUAGGAUCAAAGUCGGAAAAGGAGACAAAUCCGUAAAAGGAGGAAAAAUUUCUGCAGUGAAGGAACCCCAGCCACUAGAGCUCAAAAUUGGGGCAGAACUUCCAGAAAAUGCUAAGUGCCUGAUGGACUGUGAGGCUGCAUUAAUCUUAGAAGGAAUCCAGGACCAGAUGGUUGUGUUAUCUAGAGAUCCAACAAUUAAAAUCCCUGUAUCAUUUGACAAAGGACUGCAGUAUGCAAAAAGCAAAAACAAUUUUACGGACCCUCAGCCCGUUAGAAAGCUUCUCGAGACUCUGACAAAUUAUGGUGUCACUGAUGGUGAGAUAUGUGUGAUUGCCAAUGCGCAUCCAGAAACUAUUGAUGAGGUUUUCGCUCUUGUUCCAUCCCUGAAGGAUAAAAGAAGCUCCAUCAGCAAACCCCUCGAAGGGAUACUAAGUGGGUUAGCUAAUCUCCGAAAUUCCAGUUGAAUCCUCAUCUCUCGAAGAUGCUCGAGUAAGAUAUUUUGCUGGCUUCUUCAGUAACUUUUAGCUCAAUGUGGUCUAGUAUAUAUUGCCGGUGUAAGUGGGACGAAAGAUGGAGCUUUUUUUAGCCUUGACACUCACGAUGUGCUGCCUUCACUGAGUCCUCAACUUCUUAUACACUAUCUUUUGCAUUUUAUUUUCGUUAAGAAAAAAAACGGACUAGUAUUUGUCGGUGUCUUUGAUCUGUAUCAGAAAAAUAUAUAAUUACUGACUCACAAUGUGAAUAGUUCAGUCAUUAUUGUUCUGAAAAUGUUCCUUUUGAGCUCUGUAUGUUGGUAACAUUUUCAGCCUGAGUAAUCUUUUGAUCUUUCAAAAGGCACAAAUGGGCUAGAAGGUAUUACAAAUGUGGUUUAUUUCA